AAAGUUUUAGAGACUGAUUUGGAUUUCACUAUCAACUUUUUGUUACUUUUUCAGCAAGGUUCAGGUGUGAAGCAGUGAGUCAUUCAUAUCAAACACCUGUAUAAAUAAGGGUAAACCUCACUACCUACCUGACAAGACCCCAAUUCAUCUGCAUACUUUCAACUGGAAUCAUUUGAUGUGGAAAAAACAAUGAUUUCGAUUGCCAAAACCUGCCUCAGAGGGAUCUACAGUUGUCAUUGGAACAGUGAUAAUAAGAGACAAAAUAGGCCAUGCUGCUGGUUCUCUUUUCUGUCUUUUGUGUCCAUACUUGCCCUGAGUUGGAUGUACGUUUGCUUUAUUGCCUUCAACGACCGCACCGAUGUAAACGACCGUGCCUUUGAAAAAUUGAAAACAUGGGUGAACUGGUACAUGAUAGUGAUGAUCAUUUCUGCUGUGCUAGCCGCUUACUGUCUACUUCUACUGGUAUUUGGAUUGCUACAUUUUGUAAUUGGAGAGCCCUUGAAUUUGCACUGGCUGCAUAAGGUGUUUCUGUUUUUGGGUCUCAUCACUGUUACAAUUGGCACAGCUGGAGUUUGUAUAAAGUGGGAAAAAGAGUGGAAAACUGUCUAUAUGUCAUUUCAGGCCACGGCUCCUUUCCUGCAUCUGUGUGCUGUAGUGGCUUUGACCUUGAUCAGCUGGCUCGUGUUUAAGAGUUUUCAUAAAGCUCAAACAGCUGCUGGUAAGGUUUUUAUAAUGAUGACCUUCAUGUUCGUGUCCGCUGCUGUGUUCCUGUGUCCUCUUGCAAUCUGCUCUCCGUGCAUUACCAAUAAUCUUCCCCCAAAACCCUCCCUCGUCGGUCAUCGUGGCGCUCCAAUGCUGGCUCCAGAGAAUACCAUGAUGUCAUUCAGGAAGAGUUUGGAGUGUGGCGUGGUGGCUUUUGAAACGGAUGUGCAACUCAGCAAGGACAUGAAGCCUUUUCUUAUGCAUGACCACAAUACAAGCUUUCUGCUGCGAACAACUGAUGUGAAGAAGAAAUUUCCAGGUCGAGAUGGCGACACGCAUACUAACUUCACAUUGGAAGAGUUACAGACGUUAAAUGCAGGCGAAUGGUUUUUAAGAACAGAUCCACUUCAGUCAGUUUCCUCGCUCUCAGAGGAAGAGAAGAGAGAGGCUGACAACCAGACAGUACCAUCUUUUUUUGAGCUCUUGCUCAUGGCCAAAAAGCAUAAUGUCUCCCUCAUAUUUGACCUAAAAAAUGAGAAGAACUCAACAGGAUUCCACAACAGCGACUCCUACUACACCACUGACACUAUCAAAAAGUCAGGCAUCUCACCAGACAAGAUAUGGUGGCUUCCCCAAGAAUAUAGACACAAUGUGAGAAAUAUCUCACCAGGGUUCAAGCAGGUAUAUAAUGUGGUAAACGAAAUGGAUGCGGAUGGUGGAAGCUUCCUGAAUAUGAAAUAUAGUUCACUGAGCGCUCAUGAAAUAAGUGAGCUGCGGGGAAAAAAUGUGUCCGUGAAUCUGUGGGUUGUGAAUGAGCGCUGGCUCUUCUCAUUACUGUGGUGCUCUGGAGCCAGUUCAGUGACCACCAAUGCCUGCCACAUCUUCAAAAACAUGUCUAAGCCUGACUGGCAUCUGGAGCCUAAAACGUACAUGGGAAUAUGGAUCUCGGCUGAUGUGAUAUCAUUGCUGUUGAUGUUUGGGCUGUUUCUUUGGCAAAGGAAAAGGGACCGUGUUUCUCGUCGAAAUAGAAAAGAACAGAGAGGAGUCGCCCUGCUUCAACACUGAAAGAUGCAUCAUAUCAUGAAAGGGCAUUUCCUCGUUUCACUUUUUGAAGGAUUGUAUAUGGUCAUCAAAAAUAAAAUCAUGUCAUAUUAAAUGUUUAAUGCAGGAAAUUCACAUAAUAUUUGUAAUUUUAUUUAGUUUGCAUAUACAAUGUAUUGAUUAGGUGGAAUGAGAUUUGAUAUAAUUUCCUCAUUAGGGCAGCAAAUUGUGCAAUGCUGCCACCCAUUGACAAAUGUAUGUUAUUUCAGCCCUUUGU
Messenger RNA from Rhinichthys klamathensis goyatoka, 2020 nucleotides. It is a transcript of the gene gdpd2, whose product is annotated as glycerophosphodiester phosphodiesterase domain containing 2. The record is from RefSeq and is a predicted model, not a curated record. Lineage: Eukaryota; Metazoa; Chordata; Actinopteri; Cypriniformes; Leuciscidae. Gene Ontology annotation, biological process: lipid metabolic process. Gene Ontology annotation, cellular component: membrane. Bases 190 to 1767 code for a protein of 525 amino acids. Gene Ontology annotation, molecular function: glycerophosphodiester phosphodiesterase activity. The transcript is spliced from 15 exons.